UUGAGAAGCACAACUAUAUAAAAUGGAUUGUUAGAGUCACUUUGUACCAAUUUUCCACCGGCAUCCAUUCAGCUAACAAACAGAGGGACUGUGUGAAGAUGUGGAGAUCAACUUGCAUUACUUUGACCUUGCUCAUGUGUGUUAAAGGUUCACUUUCUCAGCUGAAUGUUUGUGGACAAGCCCCUCUAAACACCCGUAUUGUGGGUGGUGUGAAUGCGCCUGAUGGGUCAUGGCCGUGGCAGGUCAGUCUGCACAGCUCUACCUAUGGAGGUCAUUUUUGCGGAGGCUCCCUCAUCAACAGUGAAUGGGUGCUGACGGCAGCUCACUGUUUACCUGAUGUCAGCACAUCCAGUCUGCGUGUGUACUUGGGAAGGAGGACACAGCAGGGAACCAAUGCCAAUGAAGUCAUGAGAACUGUGAGAACGAAAAUCGUUCACCCCUCCUACAACAGCAACACAAAUGACAAUGACAUCGCUCUGCUGCGUCUGUCCUCCACCGUUACCUUCAAUAACUACAUUAGACCCGUGUGUCUGGCGGCCCAGAACAGCGUCUUCAGUGCUGGCACCAGCAGCUGGAUCACAGGCUGGGGAGAUGUUCGGUCUGGAGUGAGCCUACCUGCUCCUGGGACUCUGCAGGAGACUAUGGUUCCAGUGGUGGCUAAUAAUCAAUGUAAUAAUCUGCUGGGUUCUGGAUCUGUUACCAGCAACAUGAUCUGUGCUGGUUUAACGCAGGGAGGCAAGGACACCUGCCAGGGUGACUCUGGUGGUCCAAUGGUGAGUCAGCAGUGUACAGUGUGGGUUCAGGCUGGGAUCACCAGCUGGGGGUAUGGCUGUGCCGAUCCCAACUCUCCUGGGGUAUACACCCGUGUGUCUCGGUAUCAGUCUUGGAUCACUAACAACAUCAGACAGAACCUGCCGGGAUUUGUCACCUUCAACCCCCCAAACUCCUGCUCCUCUGCCAGUCUAACCUCAACCUCCUGUAGAGGGAGAUGCAAUGAGAAGUACAACAUUUCAAAUCGCUGCAACUGCAAUACUAACUGCACGACAAAAUGCUGCAGUGAUUACCAAAAGCGUUGUGCUGUGUGAAGUAUGUCUUAACUCCAUGGAUUAUUCAAAAGCAGGCUUAUGAGCACCUCACUUGCACACAAGUCAGGUGAUAAAAGAUCUUUAUCUGCCUGUUCUUCCAGGAGAUUUUAAUUCAUUGCUGAUUUCGGAAACGUUGCACAGUCAGAAUGCAAACAGUCUUUCAAAGAUCUGCUGCACUGACUUCACUCAGGGGUGUAAAUGUAUAUGGUUUAUGUUCAACAACAGCACUUACCUCACACCAUUAGUAGCUUUUCCUUUCCCUCUCUCUAUUUUGUUUUUCUCUCUUUCUAGUUCUAGCAUGUAACCAACAAGAUUAAUUACAGGCACUUCUUCAUUUAGCAUAUGCACAUUUCUUAUAUAAAAAUGUGUAAUAACAAUGACUUGGAAUUUAAAAUGGAUGUCUUUGUAAUCACUACAUUUCUGCUGACAAAUAACUGGGCAUUUCUUUGAGUUUAAAUUCAUAUUUAUGUCACUGAAUUCUUGAAUAUGUAGUUUUUAUAUUAAGCAAUGUAAGUAUAAUAAUAUAUCAUGAGUUCCAUCAGAAUCAUUAAAUACUUCAAAACA
Molecule: messenger RNA, 1649 nt
Organism: Ctenopharyngodon idella (grass carp)
Lineage: Eukaryota; Metazoa; Chordata; Actinopteri; Cypriniformes; Xenocyprididae
Product: trypsin-like
Exons: 8
Coding region: 99-1085 (328 amino acids)
Biological process (GO): proteolysis
Molecular function (GO): serine-type endopeptidase activity
Source: RefSeq, a predicted model, not a curated record